AUGGUUGUGCACACGAGAGAGAACAAUUAUAAAUGCCAAAUAUGUGACAAAGCAUUUGCUCAUAAAUUUACUUUUAAAUCUCAUUUAGAAGUACAUUUAGGACAGAAGAAACAGAAGAAUUAUAAAUGUGGAAUUUGUGACAAAGUAUUUGCUCAUAAAGUUACUUUAAAAACUCAUAUAGAAGUACAUUUAGAUGGGAAGAAAUAUAAAUGUGGAAUAUGUGACAAAGCAUUUGCAGUUAAAAGUACUCUUAAAACUCAUAUGACAGUACACACAGGAGAGAAAAAUUUUAAAUGUGAAAUAUGUGACAAAGCAUUUGCUCAGAAAUGUACUCUUAAAUGUCAUAUGACAGUACACACAGGAGAGAAAAAUUUUAAAUGUGAAAUAUGUGACAAAGCAUUUGCUCAGAAAUGUACUCUUAAAUCUCAUAUGGUUGUGCACACGGGAGAGAAAAGUUAUAAAUGCCAGAUAUGUGACAAAGCAUUUGCAAAUAAAAGUUACCUUAAAAAGCAUAUGACAGUGCACACAGGAGAGAAGAAUUAUAAAUGUGAAAUAUGUGACAAAGCAUUUGCUCGUACAAAUACUCUUAGAGUUCAUAUGCUUGUGCAUACGGGAGAGAAGAAAUUUAAAUUAAAUCGGAGACGAAAAGAUUCAAGAACUGUAUUGUCAAACAGAAACAUGAGCAGCAGUACAGAACAAAAGCAAAUAUCAAAAUGUGAUGUCUGCGAAUACAAAACUGCCAAUAGAACCCACUUAAUUAGGCACACGAAAAUGCAUACUGGUGGUCAAAUAAUUCAAUGCCAUAUUUGUUUUCAACUGUUCUUACGAAAUUAUUUUCUUAAAACGCAUAUGGCAAUACACACAGGAGAGAAGAAUUAUAAAUGUGAAAUAUGUGACAAAGCAUUUUCUAAUACUAGCAAUCUAAAAACUCAUAUGACAGUGCACACGGGAGAGAAGAAUUAUAAAUGUGAAAUAUGUGACAAAGCAUUUUCUAAAAUCAGCAAUCUAAAAUCUCAUAUGACAGUGCACACGGGAGAAAAGAAAUAUAAAUGCGAAAUAUGUGACAAAGCAUUUUCUAAUACUAGCAAUCUAAAAACUCAUAUGAUAGUGCACACGGGAGAGAAGAAUUAUAAAUGUGAAAUAUGUGACAAAGAAUUUGCUCAUAAAUGUACUCUAAAAUCCCAUAUGGCAGUGCACACGGGAGAGAAAAAUUAUAAAUGCGAAAUAUGUGACAAAGUAUUCGCUCGUAAAUUUAUUCUUCAAUCUCAUAUACAAGUACAUUUAGGACAUAAGAAUUAUAAAUGUGGAAUAUGUGACAAAGUAUUUGCUCACAAUGGCCAUCUGAAAACUCAUUUGAAAGUGCACACAGGAGAAAAGAAAUAUAAAUGCGAAAUAUGUGACAAAGCAUUUUCUAAUAAUAGCAAUCUAAAAAAUCAUAUGACAGUGCACACGGGGGAGAAGAAUUAUAAAUGUGAAAUAUGUGACAAAGCAUUUGCUCAUAAAUGUACUCUUAAAUCUCAUAUAAAAGUACAUUUAGACGAGAAAAAACAGAAGAAUUAUAAAUGUGGAAUAUGUGAAAAAGCAUUUGCAGAUAAAAGGUCCCUUAAAAAACACAUGACUGUGCACUCAGGAGAGAAGAAAUAACAAUGCGAAAUAUGUAAAAAUGAAUUUGCUCAUCAAGUUUCUUUAAAAAUUUAUAUAUAAGUACAUUCAGGAGAUGAGAAUUAUGAAUGUGGAAUAUACGACAAAGCAUUUGCAGAUUAAAGUAAUCUCGUACUCAUAUGACAGUUCACACGGGAGAGAAGAAUUAUCAAUGUGAAAUAUGUUACAAAGCAUUUGCUCGUAGAAGUACUCUUAGAAUUCAUAUGAUUGUGCACACAGGAGAGAAGAAAUUGAUUGUGAAAUAUGUGACACAGCAUUUGCUCAUAAAGAUACUUUAAAAACUCAUUUUGAAGUACAUUCAGGAGAGAAAAAAUUAUGAAUUUGGAAUAUAUGACAAAGCAUUUGCAGAUUAAAGUAAUCUUAAACCUCAUAUGACAGUACACACAGGAGAGAAGAAUUAUAAAUGUGAAAUGUGUGACAAAGCAUUUGUUCGUAAAAGUACUCUUAGAAUUCAUAUGGUUGUGCAAACGGGAGAGAAGAACUUUAAAUGCGAAAUAUGUGACAAAGCAUUUGCUUGUAAAAAUGAUUUUGAAACUCAUAUGGCAGUGCACACAGGUAAGAGGAAUUUAAGUUGUAAAUUAUUUGAUAAGGAAAUUUCUUGAAAGGAUUUUUU
Molecule: messenger RNA, 2275 nt
Organism: Ruditapes philippinarum (Manila clam)
Lineage: Eukaryota; Metazoa; Mollusca; Bivalvia; Venerida; Veneridae
Product: zinc finger protein 91-like
Exons: 3
Coding region: 1-1644 (547 amino acids)
Biological process (GO): regulation of transcription by RNA polymerase II
Molecular function (GO): RNA polymerase II cis-regulatory region sequence-specific DNA binding; DNA-binding transcription factor activity, RNA polymerase II-specific
Source: RefSeq, a predicted model, not a curated record